CGCUUUUCAGAUCCCGAGACAUCUAGAGAGUAUCACCAAGGGGCCUUUUUAAUGUCCCUGCUCCUUUUAAUGGAAGAACUUGGUCUCAUUUCUAGGAAGAUAGCUUACCUAGGGGAAACAGGGUCACACCAUGGAUGGUACACUCACAUGCUAGGACAUGCGGACCCCUCUAAAAAUGUGAUAGGUGAUCAGAGCAGGGGUACUUCCAAGGAGGCUGAUAUUAUCAGAAAACUUUGGAAGACCAGAGUCCUACUCUGCUUUGGUCUUCUUGCAAGUGCCGGACCAUUCAGUCACCAAAUUUUGCCUGAGCAUCUUCUGAGUAAGAUGCUCUUCUCGGGCAGGGGAAGGAAUGAGGGCUAGAAAGAUAGGCCAGGGUCCUUGUUCAUGAGAAUAAUUGCCAUAAGAUGUGGACGAGCGGUCUUGGCUGCUUCGUUACUGAAGAGCUGACGGAACCCCGGGACAGGGCCUGCCUUGGGGGACCAGAUGCUGUAUCUGGGCCAAAGCUCCGCCUGCAGGGCAGGUCGCCAGAACUUGGAAGGAAUUCUCUUCCGCAGCCCAGGGUCCAGGCUUGGCCCCAGCAAGCUACCCUGCCAGCCUCUGCUGCCUGGGGCCUCGCGCAUUCCGCGCCCCCGCUCCCUCCGCCCCUCUCUCGGCCUCGCCCCCUCCCUUGUCCCCUUCUCCUCCCCCCACCAGCUGUCCCCUUUGCCCAGAGCAGCGAGACAGCCGGAGCCUGGGAAGUGGCGGCUUCGGGCCGGAGGGGGCGUGAUGGGGAAGGGGAGGAGGGGCGUGGAUGAGGGGAUAAGGAGGCCCGGGCGGCGGGCGCCCCCAGCCACUGCGCUUCCCGCCCGAGAGCUGGGUGCCGCCGCCAACGCUCACUUGCUUCCCCUCGCUCAGGGGGAAAGGUCAGCAGCGUCCUGGAGCCGCCGUGUCACUCCCCGACAGCCAUGAACUGCAGCGAGAGCCAGCGGCUGCGAACCCUCCUGAGCCGCCUGCUGCUAGAGCUGCACCACCGGGGCAACGCCAGCGGCCUGGACCCCGGCCCCGGCCCGAGCAUGGGCAUGGGGGUCGUUCCUGAUCCCUUCGUGGGCCGCGAAGUGACCAGCGCCAAGGGCGACGACGCCUAUCUCUACAUCCUGCUCAUCAUGAUCUUCUACGCCUGCCUGGCCGGUGGCCUCAUCCUGGCCUACACCCGCUCCCGCAAACUCAUCGAGGCCAAGGACGAGCCUUCCCAGGCCUGCACCGAGCACGAGUGGGCCGCGGGUGGCGCAGCGGCCGCCACCGACGCCGAGACUGCCGCCGGCUCGCCGGCCGAGGGCCGCCGCCUCGCCCCUGGGGGGCUGCCCGCCCUCACCCCAGGCACCGUCGGGGUUUAGAACCACAGCCCCAGCUUGCUUGCUUGCUCGCUCGCUGCGCCCUCCUCGUCUCGCUUGUCCCUGGGCGUGGCGCCCGCCUUUUCCUUUCCUCCCCUUCCAGGGUUUGCCUCACCUGAGGCCCAGACAAUGAUGAGAGGCCAGGAGACCUUCCAAGGCCCUCGAAGAAGCACCACACGUCCUGGCCACUUUCUCCCUCCUCUCCCUCCUCUUCCCCCAUGCCUCCACACCCAUCCCACACAUCCAACUGCACUAAACUGCUUCUGCUCUCUUGUCUGCAGACAGCCCUGGCACCACGCUCCAGCCCUCUGGGAACUGAAUCCAACACGUCGAACACUUGGCAAUGAACUGAAGCAAUGAAGUCUAUCAGAACUCUGGGCCGUCUAACUGGCAGCUGCUCCAGGGACUGCCAGGGACUGCUCACUCUACAGAGCCAACGGGCUUGCCAUCACUGCCAGGCUGGCUGCAGCAACUCCAGCUUCCUGUCGCCUUAGGGACAGAGACAAAGGAAAUGAAGAGACCUCAGACAUCUUUUCCCUCCCUCCCUCCCUCCCUUCCUCUUUCAGAAGGGAGCUAGCAGGACACUAGGACCAGUCUGUGGGAUAGAAUGGACUUAAUGGGGACUGAAAGGGGCGGGGGACUCAAAGAGGAGGGAAGACCUAUGACCCCUUCUGUAUGGUUUUGUUGCAUCCACUUGUCAUCCCAAAGGUAACUUGCCUGAUUUUUAGUAGCUUUGCCAUCUUCUGCCAUGGGUAAACAUUGCUGGGUGCGUCACCCCAAUACUUCCAAAUGCCUCUCCUAUGUUGAUUCAGUUGUUAUGGCAGCUGUCUGCUUCAUCCAUGGAACGUGAGGCUUAGAUGUCCCCUCCUCUGUAACCUGGGGAAUGUCAGAGGCAGGUAAUAAAGGUUGUUUAAACAAUAA
Equus caballus (horse) is the source of this 2291-nucleotide messenger RNA. RefSeq names its product potassium voltage-gated channel subfamily E regulatory subunit 5 (gene KCNE5). Gene Ontology annotation, molecular function: voltage-gated potassium channel activity involved in ventricular cardiac muscle cell action potential repolarization; potassium channel regulator activity; delayed rectifier potassium channel activity. Gene Ontology annotation, cellular component: membrane. NCBI's taxonomy places the organism in Eukaryota, Metazoa, Chordata, Mammalia, Perissodactyla, Equidae. The record is from RefSeq and is a predicted model, not a curated record. Gene Ontology annotation, biological process: regulation of heart rate by cardiac conduction; regulation of ventricular cardiac muscle cell membrane repolarization; potassium ion export across plasma membrane.